AUGGCCGAUGCUGAUCAGUUAUUUGCGGCAUCAUGGUUUACACACUACCAAGCCUUCUGUGCUGCUGCUGUGCUGUACACGCUCACACUCAGGAACAGUUUUCAGGAUUCGUCUGUGUGGUCUAAGUACUUCCAGGCUGCUGAGAAAUGCCAGGGCACGAUCGCAGCAAUCGAGUCAGAGGACUCUUUUGCACGACGAUUUUUGCUCAUCAUGGAAGAAUACCGUUUAGAGGUAGUUCAAAAGGUUCAGCGGGACUCGGAUGGUCUGGCUCUCUCGUCAGAACUCCUGUUACUUGAUGGCAACUCAGUCGAAAAUAAUGGUCUAAUGGAAGGUGGGAGAGCCAUGGAUAAUGUCGCUUUCCUCAUGGAUCUUCCUAAUUGGGAACAAUUGGAUUCCCUGCACGAAAGAUUCGAGGCUGACGUUGUGCUGUGGGCUCUGGAUAUAAGUGACCUUGUCCCUGGCAUGGAAAUGGCCAUGGAACCAGAAGAGUGA
This is a messenger RNA of Fusarium vanettenii 77-13-4, 492 nucleotides long. RefSeq lists its product as uncharacterized. The record is from RefSeq and is a predicted model, not a curated record. Bases 1 to 492 code for a protein of 163 amino acids. Lineage: Eukaryota; Fungi; Ascomycota; Sordariomycetes; Hypocreales; Nectriaceae. The transcript is spliced from 2 exons.